Cajanus cajan (pigeon pea) is the source of this 3469-nucleotide messenger RNA. RefSeq names its product leucine-rich repeat transmembrane protein kinase family protein. Gene Ontology annotation, molecular function: receptor serine/threonine kinase binding; protein kinase activity; ATP binding. The record is from RefSeq and is a predicted model, not a curated record. NCBI's taxonomy places the organism in Eukaryota, Viridiplantae, Streptophyta, Magnoliopsida, Fabales, Fabaceae. Gene Ontology annotation, biological process: protein phosphorylation.
UUCGUUCUUGUUUGAGUGCAAUGUUAUGUCACAAACAACACAAGUCUUUGUGCAGUGAGAGACCUGCAAUGUCAGUCAACUCCACUCCAAAACACUUUACCUUACCAUGCUUCUUCUCACUCUCUUUCCAUCAACCUUCCUUCAACUCCAAACAUAUCCUAGAUAUUCUCUUGCACACAUUUCCCAACAUUCUCUUCUUCCUCUAUCCUCCAUGUUCUUGUUCUCUCCACCCUGAAUCCAAAUCAAAUAAAAUACUCACCAAAACACCCCAAUUAGAUAGUGCAUGUAUAUUAUAAAAGUGAAGGAUAUAUAAGCACAGUUCAAAACUGAAUAACAGACACUGCUAAGAACAUGGGCAGGUAUGAGUACACCCCCACUUGUUUUCUUAGUAUUAUGUUCUUCUUUUGUUUCUGUCCUAUGGUGUUGUCCCUGCUGUCACAAAACCAAACGGAAACCAUGUCCAAUCUCUCCAAAAGUCUUGCUUUUCCUGUUACAUGGAGUGACUCAAACCCAUGUGCAUGGAAGGGAGUGACUUGUGACAAUACCGAUUCCUCCGUAGUAGGGGUUUCUCUAUCUGGGUUUUCACUCUCUUCUUCUGACUUUCUUCCUGUUGUUUGCAAAAUUGAAACUUUGGAGCAUCUUGAUGUCUCUAACAACCGUCUGAGCUCAAUCCCAGAUGGUUUCAUCACUGAGUGUGGGAAGAUUAAGGGGUUGAAGCUGUUGAAUUUCAGUAAAAACCAUUUAGAAGGUGUUUUACCUACUUUUAGUGGUUUUGAUGGAUUGGAAACCCUUGACAUGUCUUUCAAUCACUUGACAGGGAGGGUUGGUUUAGAGUUAGAUGGGUUGGUUAGCCUCAAAAGUUUGAAUCUUAGUUUCAAUAAGUUCAUGGGGUCUCUUCCUACCAAACUGGGAAAGUCCAUGGUUUUGGAGUGGCUUGUGCUUUCUAACAAUCACUUUAAUGGAGAAAUCCCUGAUGAAUUGUUUAGUUAUGAAAAUUUGACUGGGAUUGAUUUUAAGGAAAAUGAACUUUCCCAGUCUAUUCCUACCAAUAUUGGAAGGCUUUCUAAAUUGGAAACUUUGAUCCUUUCCUCUAAUAAACUCGUUGGAGAAAUUCCAACUUCACUUUUGAACCUCACCAAACUUUCAAGAUUUGCAGCAAAUCUGAACACUUUCACAGGUUCUGUACCUCCUGGGAUUACAAAAUAUCUCACAAAUUUGGAUCUCAGUUUUAAUAAAUUGUCUGGGCCCAUUCCAGAAGACCUUUUAUCUCCAUCACAGUUGCUGGUUGUAGAUUUGUCCAAUAAUCAUUUAAGGGGGUCAUUACCUACAAAAGUUUCUCCAAGCUUGUUCAGGUUGAGGUUUGGGGGCAAUCAUCUGAGUGGAAAUAUUCCUUCAGAUGGUUUUGCAACUGUUGAAAAUUUGACAUACUUGGAGCUGGAUGACAAUGAGUUCAUCGGAUCAAUACCGGCUGGUUUGGGUUCUUGCAGGAAUUUGGCAUUGCUGAAUUUAGCUCAGAAUGACUUGAGUGGUGCAUUGCCUCCACAGCUUGGUAAUCUUAGCAAUCUUCAAGUCUUGAAGCUUCAAUUAAACAACCUUAGUGGUACAAUCCCAUAUCAAUUUGGCCAACUUCUUAAGUUGUCAACGCUGAAUUUGAGCUCGAAUUCUCUGGGUGGAUCAAUUCCAUCUGAGAUAACAAGUUUGAGCAGUCUUACUAUGUUGCACUUGCAAAGCAACAAUCUGAAUGGUUCCAUACCGACAUUCAUUAGCAACCUAAAAUCUCUUUUAGAGCUUCAACUUGGGCAAAACCAGCUAAGUGGUGAGAUUCCAAGCAUGCCAGUCAGUCUGCAGGUUUCACUGAAUCUUAGUAGCAACCACUUUAGUGGUCCUAUUCCUGACCGUUUUCAUACUUUGUUUAGUCUGGAAGUCUUGGAUCUCUCAAAUAACAAUUUUACUGGUCCAGUCCCCGAUUAUCUAACAGAAUUGUCAGCUUUGACACUGUUGUUACUUUCUAACAAUCAGCUGUCUGGUGAAAUUCCAAAUUUUAGUCAACACGUGCAUGUUGAAUAUGAUGGAACUUAUCUGAAAAAUACUUCUGCCCAGGACAACCCAUUACUCAACACUUCCACUAAGAAGGGAAUAUCUGUUGCUGUUGCAAUUCUCAUUGCAAUUGUAGCAGCUAUUUUUCUUGUUGGCCUAGUCACCCUGCUGGUUGUGUCCGUGUCACGACACUAUUACAGGGUUAAUGACGAGCAUUUACAGUCAGCAGAAGAUCAUCAGCAUCCUCAGGUAGUCCAAAGUAAUGUAUUAACUCCUAAUGGAAUACACAGGUCAAGCAUUGACUUCUCCAAAGCAAUGGAAGCUGUUGCUAAAUCAUCAAAUGUUACUCUGAAAACAAGAUUUUCAACUUAUUACAAGGCCGUCAUGCCAUCGGGAUCAAUCUAUUUUGUCAAGAAACUGAACUGGUCUGACAAGGUAUUGCCGAUUGGAAGUCAUGAUAAAUUUGGGAAAGAGCUAGAAGUCUUGGCAAAAUUGAACAAUUCAAAUGUUAUGACUCCUUUGGCUUAUGUUCUGUCCACUGAUUCUGCUUAUAUACUAUAUGAGUAUAUCUCAAAUGGUUCCCUUUUUGAUGUUCUUCAUGGAAGCAUGGAUUCCUCUUUAGAUUGGGCUAGUAGAUACAGUAUAGCAGUUGGGGUUGCUCAAGGACUCUCUUUUCUUCACGGAUUCGCCUCUAGUCCAAUACUACUUCUUGAUCUAUCAAGUAAAAGUAUUAUGCUGAAGUCCCUCAAGGAGCCUCUAGUUGGGGAUAUUGAACACUACAAGGUGAUUGAUCCCUCAAAGAGUACAGGGAAUUUUUCUGCAGUUGCUGGUUCAGUUGGUUAUAUUCCUCCUGAGUAUGCAUACACAAUGACUGUCACAAUGGCUGGGAAUGUCUACAGCUACGGUGUCAUUCUGCUUGAACUUCUGACAGGAAAACCUGCAGUGACUGAAGGAACGGAAUUGGUCAAGUGGGUUUUGCGUUAUUCGGCAAACCAUGAUUACAUUCUUGAUUUUAAUGUCAGUAGAACAUCACAAGCAGUCAGAAACCAGAUGCUUGCAAUUCUCAAUAUUGCUCUUCUUUGUGUUAAUACAUCCCCAGAAACAAGACCAAAGAUGAAGAGUGUGCUACGCAUGCUCCUAAAUGCUAGAUGAACUCAGAUUAUUAUUCAGGGUUGGAAUAAAUAUUUAAGAGAUUUUUGUUUAACUCUAGAAAAUAUGGAAGGUAGAAUAUAUGAUAGGAUAGGGUUUGCUCAAUACUUCUAUGGUUUGUCAACAUUGUACAGUAACUCAGUUUACUAGUAGACAUAUAGCUCAUACGUAUAAUAAUGGAUGUCUUAUUUUUGUGUGUGCAACUUUGCAUAGUGGACUUUGUUGCUCAAGGUUUAAUAUUUCCAUUUUAACUUACUCUAGAAGAAUGGAUUCAUCAAACUCA